Molecule: messenger RNA, 4610 nt
Organism: Rhea pennata
Lineage: Eukaryota; Metazoa; Chordata; Aves; Rheiformes; Rheidae
Gene: SNX3
Product: sorting nexin 3
Exons: 4
Coding region: 182-670 (162 amino acids)
Biological process (GO): late endosome to Golgi transport; endocytic recycling
Cellular component (GO): retromer complex; early endosome membrane
Molecular function (GO): phosphatidylinositol-3-phosphate binding
Source: RefSeq, a predicted model, not a curated record
GCAUGCGCCGCUGCCGGGCCGUGGCGUGGGCCGCGCGUUGCUGGGCAGUCAGCUGGGCGCGGGGCGAUAAGAGGGCGGGCGGCGGCUCGCUCGCGUCCUGCCCGCGCUCCCAGGGGAAGGGUAGCGGCGGCGGGAGGCGGGCGGGAAGAGAGGCGAGAGGCAGCGAAGGCGCCGCAGUGCCAUGGCCGAGACGAUCGCGGAUACGCGGCGGCUCAUCAGCAAGCCGCAGAACCUGAACGACGCCUACGGGCCGCCCAGCAACUUCCUGGAGAUCGACGUGGGCAACCCGCAGACCGUGGGCGUGGGCCGCGGCCGCUUCACCACCUACGAGAUCCGCGUCAAGACAAAUCUUCCUAUCUUCAAGCUGAAAGAAUCUACAGUCAGAAGAAGAUAUAGUGACUUUGAAUGGCUGAGGAAUGAACUAGAAAGAGAAAGCAAGGUUGUGGUACCACCCCUACCGGGAAAAGCUCUUCUCCGUCAGCUCCCCUUUCGAGGAGAUGAUGGUAUAUUUGAUGAUUCUUUUAUAGAGGAGAGGAAGCAGGCUCUUGAGCAGUUCAUAAACAAAGUUGCUGGCCACCCACUGGCACAGAAUGAGCGCUGUCUUCACAUGUUCUUACAAGAUGAAGUAAUAGACAAAAACUACACACCAUCGAAAAUAAGACAUACUUGAGUUCUGAAAAUCUUCUCAAAUGUUAGUGGUUCUUAUGCUUGGUUUUAAGAGGUGAUAGUUUGUCUUAGCGUGCUGAGGAUAAACAGGCACAAAGCCUCCACUAACAUCAGUACACUGCUUGGUCUUUGCAUAUGCUUUAUAGCAUUAAAGAACUCACUUGUCUUUUAGCUGAAUCCUUCUGAGUCUUUGAUUUAAGAGUAUUAAACUGAAACCAUCCACCACUUACAAUGUCUCACAAACCUUUCCACUCUUAUUUGCAAUGACUUAACAAUGUUUACUGACUCGGCCUUACUUGAACUUGCACAGUUGUAGUGUCAUGUGUUCACCUGUAUAUGACUAAACUGCUAUGCUGUUUGAGGUAGUCAUCUGUCUAAACUUCUGUAGAAAGACUGCUUUAUUUCAGAUACUCUGUAUGAGAAACACUUACGCAAUUGUCUUCAUGCUUGUAAAACACUUUAUACUGAAGUAAUGAGGGAAUUAUCUUUAUAUUCUGUAAGAAUAAAAAAAUCAGAUUUAUAUACUAAAAUAACUUGUCUAAAGUUUUGAAAUAAAAGUGAAAAUGCACUUCAAAUGUUUGUUACUCUUGACCUUCAGUAUGACGUAUCUCCUGCUUGCUGAGAUACAGGGACGUGGCUAUGCUGAGUGAGAUGCUAUUUCAACCUUGCUGUGAUGCCCUUCUGCAAUGUAGUCUUGUGCUACUACCAGCCAGCACUAAAUACCCUAAGAUGCUGAUACUCACUGCUCAGAUCUUACUGAACAUACAAAGGAUUUGUGAUCAUUCCUGUGUUGCAGAGCUAAAGCUGGAGCCCCAGUUAUUUUAGGCAAUUAACAGAUAUAUGGCUUCAAUAAGAGCUUUAAAAAAAUACCUUCCUAGUUAGCAGGAGAGGCAUCAAUCUAGAUUCAACCGUGCUAUAGAGAAAGGAAUGUUAACAUAGUAGAUGAUAACAUUACUCUUAAGUCCUGCAGCUGAAGAUCAAGGUAGCUCUGCUCUAGAAAUGGGAGGUUGGGGACAUGGAGUUGCACAAACCAAGUAGAAGAUACUGUCAUGUGGGUUCUGGACUCUUAAAGCUCCAGUGCACAAGCAAGCAUUGCUGAGAUGGUCUUUCUCCCUGGAUGCUCCUUGGGCUGGAGAAGCUUCCUCAGUGCUCUCAGAUGUUACCUGGGUAUUACCUGUCUAGAUUCUCUUGAAAACCAAUUCAAGAACACUAGUGGCUGUUUGAUCCAGGCAUUGUCUGCCCUUCAUAACAGUGCAUGUUCUAAACCUUUUUUAGUGCAUGUUGGCUUAGAUUUGUUCCUGCUGCUUUUUUCUUAGAAUACUCCCUGUUGCUUUAUAGCAGAAGCCUUACUAGCAAAAUUAUGUCCUUUACGUGGUAUCAUUAAUCUCAUGUUAAACUUCCCCAUGCAGUUUGUAUGAAAAUCUGGAUGUAAAAGGCUAAACUGCCGAAACACUGGUGAUUGACUGGAUUGUACGUGGUAUUAGCGAAUGGUGGUCUUCAAGCAUACUAGCCUGUGGCUAAAAUAAAACAAGAAUUUUGUGAGCUCUGCGUGCUCACGACCAAAGAGUAUUCUUAUUCUUGAAUUUUGGAGUACAAAAUGGAUAUGCUGGGCUGGUGAUGCAGUGGUGGGUUGCAAAUAUGCUGUGUCAAUUUUGGUCCCUGGUUUUAUGAAUAAGACUGAGAUUCAACAGAGUUUUUGCUCUGCUAAGUAUUUUUGGUACUGUAAAAUAAUUCUAAAAUCCCAUGUGUUUGAAUUGCAUUUAGAAAUUGAGUUAUUCAUGGAGAUGGAGGAAGAAGCUAUAAAUAUAUCUGAUACUUCUUUGCUUAGGUUUAGAUACAUAGCAAGGGCUUCUAUUUUCUUUUUCCUCAAAUAUUUCCUCAAAUAUUCAUUUCUGUGAGAAUCUACUUUCUGAAAGCAAAGUAAACGUUACAUGUUAUGCUUAAAGGAGGACCUACUAUGGUCAUUCAUAUCCAUGUGACUCUCCUAUGGAGAAAGGAAUUAUACUGAAGGGAGAAAGCUGCUUAUUUGAUGUCAAAGCAGAAUAUUCUUUUCCCAUUUCCAAAUUGUAGUGAGGACUCUGGAGUGUUAACCAUUGGAGCUGAUGGGAUCAGGCUGUUCAGAACACAUCUGAGCUGGACUCUGGGAUUUCACCUGAGUGUCAGUCCUUUAAAGCUAACUAGAGAGCCUAAUUCUGGUGUGCCCCAGCUGUGCAGUCUGCAGUUCUGGGGCGAAAACAUGGUCUGAGAUUCUCUGUGCCUAAACUACGGGGAAUUGUGUGCCCUUGCAACUCCUGGGUCUGCUGUGCAGAUGGGCUAGAUCCUGCACAUAGCAGGACAAGAGGUGGGUGUGCACUCGUUGCCCUGUCUGCUUUGCAGCUGAGAGAAAGCUGGCAUGCUCUGUUGCAUCCUCUAGUCUCACUGAUCUAGAGAGCAGAGUGGAGUUGCCCUGCAGUUUAGAUGCAGUUCAUGUUUGUUGCUGCUCCAAGAGAGCAGCACGAAUCUUGUCGAAACCAGUGUUUUGUCAUGGGUUCUGCAGGGCAGUGGGCUUAACCUUUUUAGCUCAUACGCUGAAUUGUCAAAAGGCUAGGGAGCCACAAUUGAUUUUUCUGUCCUGUCCAUUUUUCUUCAAUACCGAGAACAAAAAAGAGUCAAAAAUUCACCAUGCCCUAUGGCAAGCAUAUUCUUAAGCACUCUAUGCCGGUUUGUUUAGAGGGUGUUUCAAAGUCUUCUAGUCCACACUUUGUCUCACCUUGCUCAUCAGAAGACUGGUCUUGUAUACUUCAUGGUCUGGCUGCCUUGGAAAGCCUGUAACCUGAGACAGCAGCCUGGAGGAUUGGAGGAGAGAUGAGGUGAAAAUUUAGACCCCUGAAACCUCUGCGAGUUUUGUGCUUGGAGUCAAUGGAGCUAGGAUUUCACUCAAGUUCAGUAUUCCUUGACGCUGACAACGAGCCAUUGUUAUACACGGUACGUGUCCGCUUGUCAUUUUAAUGUGCGUACUAUGGUCACAUAUAUAAUGUUUUCCUUCUCCUAUUGUCAGCUUCUUUCUAUGCCUUGAGAGCUGCUUACUCCUUUCUUUGGUUUGAUUAUGUGAUUGGACAACUUAAUAAAACCUCAAUAUCUUUUUGACUGAAAACUGUUUUUGCAUUCAUCACGCUUUGUUAGCUGUACAACUCAUGGAUAUUAACAACUCUCAUAACAUGAAACAGAAGACUUGUACUAGGUUAGGUCUCUGAUCCAUUUAGUGCUGUGUCCUAGGAAAAGCUCUGUGUGUGUUCCUUCAGAAGAAAACGUUAGGAACCUUGCAAUAGAUGCAUAUUUGAACUACAGAAAACAGCUCUGGGACCAUUUGCUCCAAGGCAGGAUCACCUGUAUAUAAACUAUUCCACUAAUGUUUGUCUAACUUGUUCUUUGAAACCUCUGAUGAUGCCAACUCUACAGCAUUUGAGACAAUCCAUUUUUAUAGAGACUUUCUAUUCUCUGAUAAGCAGAGAACAGUAGAAAAAACUAAUCUAGAAACAGAAGAACAAGAAUUAAAAGAACAGUGGAAAGUAAUUUAAAUUCAAUAUAUUUUUAUUCUUUGUAAAUACAAUGAGUACAACUUUUUAACUUCACAAAUCAGUUAAUUCACUUUGUACAGGAAAAGUUUUACUCAUUCUAUGAUAGUCCAAGUGCUGAUUUUUCUCAGUGCUAGUUCCUAAUAACAAAUCAAAAUUUGAAAAGUACAGCAGCUAUCUUUAAAUGUUUUUUUCUACAUUUUUCAUACAUCAAAUAAGCAGCUUAUAACGUUUUUGUGUGUGAGAGGGUGUAGGUGAACAAGGCUUCAAAAUUAGAACCUGGAGUUUGCUAAAAAGGCAUUGGAAACUUUUGGAAAUUGUUAGCGUUGUAUCAGUCAGCCACCUUUGUUUCUUUGAAAUAAAAAUCCUUCCUUUUUUAUAGUCAUUUCA